Molecule: messenger RNA, 2024 nt
Organism: Mytilus californianus (California mussel)
Lineage: Eukaryota; Metazoa; Mollusca; Bivalvia; Mytilida; Mytilidae
Exons: 2
Coding region: 820-1752 (310 amino acids)
Molecular function (GO): protein binding
Source: RefSeq, a predicted model, not a curated record
GGUUUAUAACCUUCCUGGUAAAUCAGACGGAAAUGUACAUUUCAAGUUAAAAGCUUGUGUCUAAUGACGACAUCCUCUCUAAGCUGUAGUGUUUGUGACCUACGUCACAUUACAAAACCAUCCAUAGUCUGGUGUACAGAAUGUGACGAAGGACUAUGUACAGAAUGCCAAGAACAUCAUAGUUUAUCUAAGGCAUCGAGAAGACAUAACGUGAUUCCUAUAGUUGAAUAUCAGAAAUGACCAACUGAUGUACUGAAAAUUUCUCCGUACUGUAUCAAACACCAUGAAAAGUUUCAAACAUAUUGCUGUAAGCAUGAAUGUCCCUGCUGCAGUAAAUGUGUUGUAGAAAGCCAUAUAGUAUGCCAGGAUGUCAUCAAUUUAGAUGACGUAAUCCAAAACGCCAAAACAUCCAAUGCCCUGUGCGAAAUAGAGGAAACAUUAGUUGAAGUUGCAGAAAAUCUACAGAAAAUUCGUCAGCACCAACAGGAUAAUUUCUCAACUUUCAAAGAAAAGAGAAAGGGAUUCGAAAAAGAAAUAAAGCAGACCAGAAUAAAGAUCAACAACCACCUCGACAAACUACAAGAAGAUUUAAUAAAACAACUCUAUUUGAUCGAAGAAAAAGAAAACGCGAAAAUUUGUCAGUUAUUGUCAUCAUUAGAAAAGACACAAAGAGAAAUAGCAGAAUGCCAGAUAAAAAUUACGAAUAUAAAGACACACGCACCGGACCUUCAGCUGUUUCUUUCAGUGAAGCAAAUAGAGAAAGACGUCUAUAGCAAAGAUAAAUACCUGCAGUCGCUUGUAGAAGGCGAGCAAUUGAAGAUGAAUUCUCUUUCAUAUAAGGUCAACACUUCUAUCCAGAAUAUCAUGUCCGAUAUCAUAAGAUUUGGAGAAGUGCGUAUGAAAUAUACAUCGUGCGAUAUCCUUCUGAUCCAGAAAAAGGUCAAACAAGCCAAAAUGAUGGUACCAACCGCCCAGUCAAGAUCCAUUGAAAAUAUAAGGCUAAUGAUACACAAGACCAUUAACACUGAUGGGGGAAACUACGGAUGUUGCAUGCCACCGGAUGGUAGAUUGGUGUUUACUUCCUACCUUGCACGGACUGUAAAAGUAUUCAACAAUGAAGGAGUAAAAGACUUUGAGGUGAAGAUGCUGUGUCGACCGUUUGAUAUAGUGUACAACAGUGAGGACAAUACAUUGGCUGUAUCAUCUGGUGAUUCAGAGAAGCGUUGUAUUACCAUUAUAGACCCGAAGAGGAAACAAAUCCAGAAAACAAUUUCACUGGAUUCGAAAAAUUAUGGUAUAGCACUGAAAGAUAAUCAAUUGAUGUAUUCCGGUUACGACAAAGGUAUACGAAUGAUUAAUCUGCACGACGAAUCUAUAAGUGAUGAAGUUCGAGACCAAAUGCCCAAUGACUGUUACAUUGCAACAUUUAGGGACAAUAUAUAUCAUACAAAUCCAUCAUCACACACUGUUACAUGUUAUAAUCUACAAGGUGGAAUACAAUGGACAUUCCAUAAUAAAAGUGUUCUGAUGUCUCCUCAUGGUAUUGAUGUAGAUAAUGAUGGUAAUGUGUACGUGGUGGGGUACAUUUCGAACAAUUUGGUAGUUAUCUCCCCCGAUGGACAACGACACAGAGAAAUAUUGACAGAAGGUGAUGGUCUUCAACAUCCUACUUCACUUCAGUAUAGUGGACAAAAGAAUCAGUUGCUUGUUGCGAACUAUAACAACAAGGCUUGUUUGUUUAAUCUGAAUUGAAAAAAGUGUACACUUAAAACUUCUCUCUCUCUCUCUUUAGAUCAUUCUAUGAAUUGUUUAUAAUAAAAAGAUUUCGAAAACCUAUUUUAUUUCAGAUAUACAAUGUGUAGUGUUUGGUUGACGCAAAAUUGUUAAUCAUAUAUAGUUGUUAGGCGUAUGCUAGAUGUGGCUUAUACUAUUACAUAUCUAUCUAAUAUGUUGUCACAACUACAAGAAUGUAAACCCAAAUGUAUCUAGAAAAGUCUUACAAUAAAGUUCAACUCAACUAAUAA